Molecule: messenger RNA, 1266 nt
Organism: Chaetomium strumarium
Lineage: Eukaryota; Fungi; Ascomycota; Sordariomycetes; Sordariales; Chaetomiaceae
Product: DnaJ domain-containing protein
Exons: 4
Coding region: 95-1231 (378 amino acids)
Biological process (GO): translational initiation
Cellular component (GO): cytosol
Molecular function (GO): protein-folding chaperone binding
Source: RefSeq, a predicted model, not a curated record
CGCACACGACUUACUCUAGACAUACCCGAACCUUCAAAAACAACAGACCACCUUAACCAAACUUUCCUCAAGACAUCCUCAGAAACCGCCCAAGAUGGUCAAGGAGACAAAGCUCUACGAGCAGCUGAAUAUAAGCCCCACGGCUUCUCAGGACGAGAUCAAGAAGGCAUAUCGCUUCUUUCCACAUGAAGCUCUCUCGACACUUCUCCAGAAAGCAGCCCUAAAGUACCACCCCGACAAGAACAAGGACAACCCGGAAGCCGCCGAGAAGUUCAAGGAGGUCUCGCAAGCAUAUGAGAUUCUUUCGGAUCCAGAGAAACGCAAGACCUAUGACCAAUUCGGCCUCGAGUUCAUCCUCCGCGGCGGCGUCCCACAACCCGAUGGAACUGCUGGCCCGAACCCCUUCGCCAGCGCUGGAGCCGGUGGCAUGCCGGAAGGCUUCGCGUCCUUCUUCACCAACGUCGGGGGCCCGGGUGCGGGCGGCGGCGGUGGCCAGCGCUUCUCAUACGGCUUCAACUUCACCGACCCGGACGACCUCUUCCGGAACACCUUCCGUGACAGUGGCCUGGGUAGCGAUUUCUUCGACGACUUCCUAAGCGGGGCGCGCUCGACGACAUCUUCUUCCGCGGGGGGCGGGCGGACCCGCAUGCGGACAUCCUUUGGCGACAGUACGCGCAGCGCGCGGGCGCCGACGCCCGAGGUGACGACGGUGGAGCGGCCGCUGCCGCUGUCGCUUGAGGACAUGUUCACGGGCGUCACGAAGAAGAUGAAGAUCAAGCGCAAGACGUUUGACGAGACCGGCAAGCGCACCCAGACAGAUACGGUGCUCGAGGUCCCCAUCAAGCCUGGCCUGAAAAAAGGUAGCAAGAUCCGCUUCAAGGGAGUUGGUGAUCAGGAGGAGGGUGGACAACAGGAUUUGGUGUUCAUCGUCGAAGAGAAACCACAUCCGCUCUUCGUCCGCGACGGCGACGACAUAAUCCACACCGUCGAUCUCGACCUGAAGGAGGCCCUGACCGGUUGGAAGCGAACUAUCACAACCAUAGACGGCAAGCAACUCAACAUUGACAAGGCGGGCCCCACGCAACCAGGUAGCUCGGAUUCUUACCCGGGGUUGGGCAUGCCCAUAUCCAAGAAGCCCGGGCAGCGCGGCAAUUUCAUCGUCAAGUAUAAUGUCAAGUUCCCUAUGACGUUGAGCCCGAUGCAGAAGCAACGGUUGAAGGAGAUUCUGUGAGCUCCUUCUCCCACUCUGCCAGCUUCUGUCAUUGG